AUGACAAAAAUAUUUGCAUCACCGUUAGCGGCGCCACCUGGAACUGACGAUAAUUCAAAUGAUGGAGUGAAAGCGAAAAAAGAUCAAGAUUUGUAUACUGUUUUACAGCCGACAGGCAGAGACAUAGCUUUGGACAAAUCAGACCAAUUUAUAUUCGAUAUCGCUGAACCGAAUAUCAAAAUUGCAUCGCAACUAUCAACUAGCGAAAAUUCCUUCGACCAAAAGGAUUCAAGAAAACCAACUUACAUAGUGGAUGGUGAUUCACCUGGAAGAACGUUCGUAAGGAAUAAGGAGGCAAAGGACAAAUUUACAAGCGCUGUUGGAGCAUUACUCAAUUUUCCAGCAGUCGAUCAGAUUCUUGUUGUCGAAAAUGAUGAAAUUCCUCUCGAUAGAACAUCAAUUCUCAACGAAAAUAAAGAGAGCAAUCAAGAGAAUGCGGAAAGAAAACCGAUAUUAAAAAUUACGGAGAUGCUUCAGAAACUGGAAAAUAAUUUGGACAAGCUAAUAGCACAGGCAAACAUGGAACCAACCCAGUCUUUUCCUAUACACCCACAGUUUAAGCAAAACCCGAAUGUACAAAUGCAAAUAAGCUCAGUGGUGUCUCCCAUGGAACAUCCUCUUUUUAAUGACUAUGCAACCAAUUAUCAGAAAGCGUUAAUGCAGAUGCAAAUGCAACGUGAACUGCUGAGGAACAACCUAUUCAAUCAACUUACUCGAGAACAAUCACCAGCAGAGGAAAACGAAAUGCCGCGUUUCCUGAUGGAACCACCGACUCGACAUAUAAUGAUGCAACAUCAACAACAAAUGCCCAUUUAUCGGAUGAUGUUUUUACCCUUUCAGCAGGUCACUGGUUACCAAGGAAGUAAUCAAAACAGGAUGGAACCCACUGAUUCUCAGUUGAAGUACCAUCGAAUGUUGCUUCUACAAAAUGAAUUAAUGAAGCAGGCGCUUUUCCCACAAGUUGAACGAAAAAAUGAAAUGUAUAGAACGGAAUCGACCGAGUUGCCGAUUAUACAUCCACAUGAUGCUUCGGCGGAUCAAAUCCUGAGGGGAAUGCAAAGCGCUAAAGCAGAUCGUGAUGAAAUUUUCAGAAAUUUUAGAACAAAAUCACAGGCUGCGAUGGACGCUAAGUUAAAGGAACAAAUGCAGAGACAAGAGACACAAGAUGAGAUUUACUGGAAAUUGCAAAAGAUUUCGCAAGAGGAAAAUCGAAAAAAUUUACAGAAAGAAAAUAAUCUGAUAAACGAAGUCGCAGUUACCAAGAGUGCUGAUGAUAUUUUCCGUGAACUCCAACAUCAUGCUUUGGAACUGCAGAAGCAAGAAGAAGAAAAGCAAAGAGCUGAAGAACAGCAGGAAUCAAUCGAUGCGCCUGAAAUUAAGAAUGAGAUGAGCUCUGACGAGAUUUUCCGUAAAUUUCAACAUCGCGCGCUCGAAAUGCAGCAAGAGGAGGACAAAAAAGAAGCAGCACGAAAUAAGCUGCAAGAGAAUGAAAACGAUGAGCAAACAAGUGCACCAGUGAUAAUGAUAGCCGAUUCUUUUCCAAAAAGGCAAACUGAUAAUUCAGACUUUGAUACACUGACUACAACACCAGCACCAAAUGUGAAGGCUAACGAAUCUGAUUCAGACAUACUUUCAAGCUUCUUCAAAUUCUUUGAAAAAGAAGUUUUAAAAUCUGAAAAAUCGAAUUCAUCGGAAAUCGAAGAGACAGCUGCAACAAGUGAUGAGAUUCCUCUUGCAAUGCCAGUCUUUUUCGAAAAAUUGCCUUCGGCUGUGGCCAUUGAUCGAUCGGCAGAACCAACUGAAAAUGCAGUCGUCGUCGAUGAAGUUGAACAACCAGCUGAUAUUACGCAUCCAGUUUCGGAAUUCUUUGAACAACCUCCUGCAGUGAUUGAUUAUCCGCAAAAUUCAGAAGAACAGAGUAGUAAGGAACAGUCGGCAAGCGAUCAAGCACAAAUGAAGCUGGAACGGAUCAAUUCCGAAGCAAAUGAUGAAGAUGAUCUGACUGAAAAGAAGGAAGAAGCUGUCGAAACCAAAGAAAGAAGCACUAUGCUAAACACUGAGGAUCAAUCAACUGAAGAGCGAGAAAAGCAAGAACAGCCAAUACAAUUCGAAAAGUCGAUCUCGGAUAUUGAGAAUGCGCCAGACACUGAAAUUGUCCGUGAAGCAUUUAUAAGACCAACUAAAAUACGAAUGCAACCAGCAAUGCACCAAUCGAUUACUGCACGAUAA
Molecule: messenger RNA, 2229 nt
Organism: Dracunculus medinensis (Guinea worm)
Lineage: Eukaryota; Metazoa; Nematoda; Chromadorea; Rhabditida; Dracunculidae
Source: the annotation of a GenBank genome assembly